Molecule: messenger RNA, 529 nt
Organism: Rotaria sordida
Lineage: Eukaryota; Metazoa; Rotifera; Eurotatoria; Philodinida; Philodinidae
Source: the annotation of a GenBank genome assembly
UGUUAUUGCAACAAAUCCAGCUGGUCAAGAUUCAACAAUAUGUUCAUUAAAUGUUUUACCGGAUAAAACAGUUGUUGAUGAACGACCUUUUGUACCACAAGAUAAAUUUCGUAAUUUGGAAGCUCCUGAAGGAAAAGGACCGCGACGAAUAGAAAUUAUACCUGGUGUUGAUGUUCAACCAUUUGUUUCGCCAGAGAAAUUUCAUAAAUUAGACCAUGUUCCACCAUCGGAAAGACCUGAAAGAGAAUUAGCAGAACCAAAACGAGCACCGCGUGUUAUUUCACCAUUAACUAACUGUGAAUUAGAAGAACUUAUGCCUGUGUUACUUACGACUACGAUUGAUGCUGGUGUUCCAAUGGCUUCAUUCACAUGGUAUAAAAAUAAUCAACCACUUCUUGAAGGCAAUCGAUUUACUACAAAAUAUGAUAUUCUUACAAAAGUAUUAACAUUACAAGUACUUGCGGCACGACCUGAUGAUCAAGGAACUUAUACAGUUCGUGCAACGAAUCCAUCUGGUACUGAUGAAACA